Exaiptasia diaphana is the source of this 347-nucleotide messenger RNA. RefSeq names its product adenylate kinase-like. The record is from RefSeq and is a predicted model, not a curated record. Gene Ontology annotation, cellular component: mitochondrion; cytoplasm. Gene Ontology annotation, molecular function: ATP binding; AMP kinase activity. The transcript has 2 exons. Gene Ontology annotation, biological process: nucleobase-containing compound metabolic process. NCBI's taxonomy places the organism in Eukaryota, Metazoa, Cnidaria, Anthozoa, Actiniaria, Aiptasiidae. Bases 81 to 332 code for a protein of 83 amino acids.
CGUGGAUUUCGUCGAUCGGCCUGGGAGCUGUUUUGUAUGGUUUGACUUGCCGGCUUCUUCUUUCCUGAUCCACAAUUAAAAUGGCUCCUCCAAUUAGCCAGCGAGGUACCGUAUUUAAAACUGAUCCYGGUAGCGAUGACAAAGCUAAAGCUCAGCUGGAUGAGAUGGUGAAAAAAGCRGARUCAUGYGAGCGAGGAGUACGAGCGAUCUUGCUUGGUCCUCCAGGGUCGGGGAAAGGAACACAGGCUCCUAAAUUAGCCGAGAGAUACUGUGUGUGUCACCUUGCUACAGGUAAUCACAAUAAACAAGCUUUAAUACUGAGAUGCCUUUGAAAAAUUGUCCUCCUA